Xylaria bambusicola is the source of this 2604-nucleotide messenger RNA. RefSeq lists its product as uncharacterized. The record is from RefSeq and is a predicted model, not a curated record. Lineage: Eukaryota; Fungi; Ascomycota; Sordariomycetes; Xylariales; Xylariaceae. The coding region runs from base 447 to 2525 and encodes 692 amino acids. The transcript is spliced from 5 exons.
CAAUCAUCAUUUGCACUUUCACCGGCUGAUACCUCCGAAUGAUGUGAUGUAAGACCUUGUCUAAAGAGCGGUACACACUGAGUGAUUUGAUUUGUUGAAAAGAGAGUCAACACAGCGCUGUUAUUAUGCCUUCCUCCGUUCUGCUGCGCUUGUCUGCAUAUUGUGAAUGUUUUGAUGCCCGUAUAGCCCAGUUGUUCAAGUUUCAUCCAGAUUGACGAGUAAACAACGCCACCUACGAGGCGCCUAAAAGAGUGCCUUAUAGCUGAUUGUUUAUUGAAAGGCGUUCUUCUAAUCGAAUCCUCAGGCCUAUGUUUGCGUCGUACACUGUCAAAUUUGACUGCCGGCAAGUUUCCCUUCUUCGUGAGUUAUCGAGCUAUACAGAUUACAAGUGACCCUACAUCCCCACUGUCCCCUCAAGUCUGGCGAUAACGAAAACUCUUGUCACCAUGAAUAUCAGCACUAUCGAUCGUUUACUCGACGCAUGCGCAGAUGCCAACUCUUACCCCGCGAAACUCUUACGGUCUGAACUGUUUCCAUACGCCCUUCAAAGAUACAGUGAAUCAGUCAACGAACGAGCAUCCAGGGUGUUCAGUGAUGUAUCAGAAUCUGACUACUGGAGGAUUCGGUUCUACGAUGUUCAUGACCAAGGGUAUCCGUCAACACCUCAUUUCUGCGAUUCAAUCGGACAGCUACGCGAUUACUUGCUACAGGCCGGCCGCAAGGAUCCCAAAUGCCGUCAUAUGUUUAUCCGGGCACCGCACUCUAGGGCUCCUCUGGAUUGUUCAAAAGAGAUGGUUUCGCUCGCAUUCACAUUCCAUCAAGUCAUGGCUCAGUUCUUAGAUGUGGUUCUCCAUUUCGGAACUUUCCCGGGGCUCAACAUUCCAACUGCGUUCCACCACUGCGUCUUUCGCCAUGAGCGCUUCAAUGAGCCGAGCGACGCUCAUCGCUUCAGCAUCCCACAACUGGGUCGUUCCGGAAUGGAAAUCAAGCAUUGUUAUAAUCUUUGGGCUGUUGAAAAAUCUAGCUCGACACACGGAAAGAGAGCCCCGUGGGAGAUCCGACAGGCUGGGUUGUAUCAUUCACUUGAUCUUCUCAACGGCAAAGCUACUUGGGUUCACAUCAAGGCAAACAAACUCCUAGAAAGCCGAAUCACUGAGGCUUAUACUUCACCCGAAUACCUUGAGCCCUGUGAUAUACAGACUGUUGACGAUUCAUUCUCCGCAACCCUUAUGACACAUCUCAUCGUUUUCGAAUGGUGUGGCGAGAACUGGCGUCAAUAUCUAAAUCAUUGGGAGUGCGAACUUGAGAGGAUAUUGAUAACUAUCCGGAAUGCUCCCAUACACAAGGUUGAAAGGGCGUUAGUUGACGUGAAUUCCAAUAUAGCUGAUAUUUUGGGUUCCCCUGCGCAACAGCUAUCAACUACCCCAACAACUCGAAUCGGCACAAUAGGUAGCCAACUGACUAGUUGGAACUCGCCUAGAGGUGCCACUUUUAAUAGUAUCUCGCCAACUCUGCUGCAAACCAGUUUCGUUGAGAAACAUGUAGUAUCGAGCCUGGACGAGUCCUCACAACCAACAGGAUCAAAACCAAUCGAACAAAAUUUCAGCCCACUACAGUCACCUAUCACUCCCAAUGGCCAAACAGACCUUACAAAGGACCCGUUCGAGGUGUUUGACGAUUUCAAAUAUAAAGAUCUCCAGCAUCUUCAUUUCAUCGGGUCUAAACUUCACGAAGCUGAUAUGAUCAUGAAGCUAGACGCUGAUAUACUUCUUGAAGUUGUAGAGUAUUUCAAAGACUUCGUAAAUGAUUCACGGACGCCAUGUACCAUACGAGAUGGGUGUCAGGGGACCCUCUUCCAAUUUGUUCAGCGCACAAAUGGUAUCGUGCGAGAGCUUGAAGCCCAAAGAACACGAAUAUCAACAUUGAUUACUCUACUUAACGACGGCAAAGCACUAUUUGAUGCCAUUACACAGUUUCGCAACAUGGAGUUAAACCGGCUGUCAUCAGUGAGAAUGGAAAUGAUGACAAAGGACAUGCACCAAUCUACGCUCCAAAUGGAGACUAUAGCCGGCAAAACAGAGAAGGAGACAUCAUCGAUGCAUAUCAUCACACUAGUGACGCUACUAUUUCUCCCAGGAACAUUCGUUGCAGUAAGAUACGCCUUGCCGAAAAUACGCAAGGAAGUUAACAGACAUCUAACUACUAAUGGUCAGACAUUCCUCGGCGCCGGCUUCUACCAAUGGCCAGACUCCGACGACGCUAGCCAGAUCCCCGACUACCCUAUCUGGAGGUCAGAGUAUUUUUUCUUGUUCGCAAAAAUCAGUUUCCCACUCAUGGCAUUGACUCUUUUGUUCUGGGCAUGGCCCUACUUAUUGCGAUGGAUCUCACGGCGAAGGUCUUGCAGUAUUACGUCUCGAAAGUGGACAUGGGGCAUACGGAGGCAGAGGAUGGGAGACGAGGAGGCGCAAAUAGCCUCCAAUAAUGCCCAUGGCAGUGCUGGGUUUCUGCCUAGGUGGCUGAGAUAGUUCUUCUUUUCUAACUCAUGUAUUCAUGGGAGGCUUAUCGUGCAUGCGGGGCAAAUACCACGGUGGAAAUACCCCUCAA